Messenger RNA from Sporothrix brasiliensis 5110, 822 nucleotides. RefSeq lists its product as uncharacterized. The transcript has a single exon. The record is from RefSeq and is a predicted model, not a curated record. Bases 1 to 822 code for a protein of 273 amino acids. NCBI's taxonomy places the organism in Eukaryota, Fungi, Ascomycota, Sordariomycetes, Ophiostomatales, Ophiostomataceae.
AUGCUCUCUUCCAUACGCACCUGGGCCUCGGUCCUCACGGCCGCUGUUGCCGCCUCUGCUGCCACCUCGUCGGUCCCUGUCACACCGCAUGCCAGCUACUCUUCGUCCAUUGGCGUCCUCGGCUGCAAGGUCAACACCAACCGCAUUGCCUACUGGCCCAUGGCCGUCGACUGCGACAACAUUUGCGUCUCGCUGUCCUACCAAGGCCGCCAGGUGUAUUUGCUGCGCGUGGACCAGUCGGGCGGUGCGCACGAUGUCAGCUACGACGCCUGGAACUACCUAGUCACCGGCAAGUCGGCAACGGCAGACCCCACGGCUGGCGGCGCGGUCAGCAUGGACACGGAGAACGUCGACGCGUCCAAGUGCGCGGGGCUCAUCAGCACGUCCGGGUCCAAGCUGCCGCUGAGCGCCUCCAACAGCAUGAAUUUCCUCAACAGCUGCCUCGAGAAGCAAGCUGCCGGCACCGCCAACUGGGUCGCCAGCAACUACGUGCUGUACAACAUCCUGGACCCCAUCUGCACCUACGGGUACAACGAGGUGUGCACACUGACAAACUGGCCCGACCAGAACCAGGCGACGUGCCCGGACACGCUGGGCGACCCCGUCUCCCUGACGAGCCAGCCCGUGUACAACAUUGAGUACCCGACGGGGAAAAAGGUGCUCGCGGGCUCGUCGGCGGCAGCGUCUUCGUCUGGUGCGACGCCAAACACGGCCAACGCGGCCUCGUCGGCUGGCUGCACCAACAUCUUCCAGUGCCAUCCGCUGCUGUUCUGGGCCGUCGGCCUGUGUGCCGUGCUGCAUUCGUUCUUUGGCAAUUUAUAG